Anopheles nili is the source of this 1692-nucleotide messenger RNA. RefSeq lists its product as uncharacterized. The record is from RefSeq and is a predicted model, not a curated record. Lineage: Eukaryota; Metazoa; Arthropoda; Insecta; Diptera; Culicidae. The coding region runs from base 1 to 1692 and encodes 563 amino acids. Gene Ontology annotation, cellular component: sarcolemma; dystrophin-associated glycoprotein complex. The transcript has 4 exons.
AUGGCGGCGAACGCGCCAGCAGAUCAGCACCUGUCACCGGCGCCGAACGCCGGCCCGGAGCGGCCACUCAGCUUCUACGACAAUCUCACCUCAACCGGAACUGGCAGCGGAACCGGGCGCGUCAUACAGUUUCCCGACAUUCAGUUCCGGUUUGACGAAACCAUUCCGGAUCGGCGAUCGGUGCACAGCAGCGCCAAAUCGGACUUUUUUGGGCUUAACUCUCCCCUCGUCCUCGCACCCGAACCCGACCCGGCGGGGGGACCACCUCCCACCCCUGCUAGGACGCCACCAACGCGAUCCGGGGCCGCCAUCGCCCCGUACCCCGAAGGGUCACCAUCUUCGAGCGCCUCCACCGUGCCUUUGCGGACACCCUCGGCGUCACCGUCGAUUGUGGAUGCGGGGCUGAUGGUGGGGGAACCGGGGACCGGAGGGGCUACCAGUACACCCCGCUCCUCGCGGCCAAAUUCUACGAUCAAAACCAUCACCAUCAAACUGCCCGACUCGAGCUGCCCGUCUGAGGCCGUGUACAUGACGACAACGGUGCCGCAGAAUUUUGCGAAAAACUCCGCCACCCUGAUCGGUCGGCACAAGCCAACCCGGAGCAGUCUCCGCCACAGCCGGAUGCUGGUCGUCAACCGGACCGUACCGGUGCGGCAUCCGCCCGGGAAUGCGCUAAAUUUGCGCCACCUGCGCCUCAGCCGGAUCGUGAUGGUGUUGCAGAUUUUGGUUGGGCUCGCUCUUAACCUCAUCGGACUCGGGAUCGUCGUUUGGUCACCAUCCACCAGCACCAAGGACAACCCUUACUGGUCGGGGUUGAUCCUCAUUCUCUGCGGUGCCCUGUUUCUGGCGCUUUUCGAGUUCAAACGCGGCCGUACCGGAACCGACAAAACCGGCCAACCCGGAUCCCGGCUACAUCAGCCAGUCUCGACGUGGCGCGAGAAUUGCUUCCACUUUCUGCACGUGAACGCACUGAUCGUACUGCUGCUGACGAUCUUCUUCACCAUGCUUGCCUUCAUUUACGCGCUCAUCCACUCAGCUAACCUGUCUGCUGAGGGGUUACGUUGUGAGCCGCAGUUUACGUUCAACGUCAACUCCUCUACCUGCGUGUGUACGAUCGACACACGACCCGCGAGAAUGGUGCCGAACACCGGGGAGUCGUCGCAGGCGAAUGAAACGUCGUCUUUUAUGAGUGGAGGUCUUCCGAAUGGGGACGAUUCUAGGCUACCAGAGGGUGUGAUUCGUCUAGAAUAUCGUGACUUCAACUGCAACGAGGUGCACAGCUUGUGGUACUACGUGAUGAUCAGCUCGGCGCUGCUGAACUGUGCCGGAUGUCUGCUAGCGGCCACGUUCCUAGUCAUAUACAGCGUCGAGUGUAUGAGACGCUCCGAGCGGUUACCAUACCGUGCUAAAAACGGACAGCUCGGUGAGCGAAUGGUCGCGAGUGUUCCCGCGCAAGGUUCAUCGGCGAAGCGUCCUGCGAGUGGUGUUCCGGAUGCGACCGCUAUGCCACUACUGGCCGCUACUGGCAGUCAGGCAUCGAAGCAACGCGGUGUAGGAGAAGCACCUGACACCAGCAUUCUGAGCAGUGCGAGUGGAAAAACGGAACCAGGAGACAACCAAACGCUUUCGAAUGAGAACAACACGAUGACGACUAUCCUGCCAGAGGAGGAUGAGGGUUUGAUCGGGGCGUGA